Symbiodinium necroappetens is the source of this 1353-nucleotide messenger RNA. Lineage: Eukaryota; Dinophyceae; Suessiales; Symbiodiniaceae. The record is from the annotation of a GenBank genome assembly.
CCGCUGGUGGCGAUUCUCAUCGUCGGCAACGGCGUAAUGAUUGGUUUGCAGACCGAGCCUGGUUUUGACGAGUGGCCGGGUUGGACCUAUGUCGAGCUUGUUUUUGCAGCUUUCUUGCUGUUGGAAAUCGCUUUGCGUAUGCACCUUCUGCGUUGUCGGAAUUACUGGUGUGGCACUGAGCGUUGGUGGAACUGGUUCGAUCUAUUCCUCGCUGCCACCGGCAUCUUAGAUAUCUCCGUCCAGAUGGUUGGAGAAGAGGAUUCAGCUUUUGCAGGAGCAUCGCUGUUGCGAUUCUGCCGGCUGAUUCGCUUGGUUCGUAUAGUCAAGGUCUUCCGCAUCAAGUUCAUGAAGGACUUGCGCCUGAUGGUGAAAGGCCUUAUUGCGGGGAUCCGAACCCUAACAUUGGCCUUCCUCCUGCUCUUUGCCGUGUUGUAUGUGAUCUCUGGUUUCGCUACUAUGACAAUAGGCAGCGACACCAGGACCAAAGAGCUGGAACUGGAGGAAUACUUCUACAAUAUUCCUGCGGCCAUGUUCACAGCCUUCCGGUGCUUUAACGGGGAGUGCGUGAACAGACGAGGGGAGCCAAUAAACUUCUUGCUCGCGGAUGCGUUCGGAUUGCCGUUCAUUUUGUUCUAUGUUGUCAGCUACAUGCUCGUGACGAUGGGGAUUUUCAAUGUGAUCUUGGCAGUUUAUGUUGAUAUAACGAUGAAAGCUGCGAAAGAGAAUGACGCCGUCACUGCUGAACAGCAUGCCAGGGAGUCCAUUCGUGUCGCUCGAACUACGCGUGAGUUGCUGAAGAAAUUUGCUGGAGCCUACCAUGUAUUCAACGAGGAGGACGGCAAGAACAAGCUAGACAAGUUGCCUUCCCACAUGCUCUUCACGGAGGAAGGGUUGCAGGACAAGGUGGAGAUUACAAAGGAGCUCUUCCUACUCGUCAUUCAAGAUCGAGGUGUGCAGAAACUCAUGGAUGAUCUUGAUUUGCCACCAGAUCGUGCCAAUCUCUUCGAGAUCAUCGAUGCGGAUGGAAGUGGCACGCUUCAAAUCACAGAGCUUCUGCAGGGCCUCUUGAAAAUCCGCGGCGAAAUAAAUAAGAGCGAUACAGUGGCCUCGCUCUUGGCCACAAAAGCCUUGCAAAGCAUGAUAGGCGAGCUCAAGGACGAGAGCCUGCGGCACUUCGAAGAUUUUCACAACGAGCUGCAGCAGCAGUUUGCCGAGUUUGCCCAGCAUAUGACGACAUCGAUCUCAAACGUCAAAUUUCGCAGCACGAGAAAUCGGCCGAAAGACUUAAAUACCUUGGCCGCGCCCCUCCGGCCCGAUGAUUUGCCUCCAGAGAUUGAGAUGGAGCCACCUUAA